UACUUCCAUACAAACCAAAAUUUUAUUUUUCUUAUAUUAGUCAAAAAUGUCGUACAAAUACUUUCUAAUUGCUUGCGAAGUGCUUACCUUUUUGAAAGAAGCGAUCCAUUUCUUUCUUUUGAAUAAAUGCGCACAAAUUUCUUUGCUGAUGGGUAAACCAUACUAUCGACCACUAUCGCCCACUAUCGAAACAUUGAACCAUCGAUAGUUUAGUAGCGCGAUAGUGCCUUACCAUCGAUAGUGUCGAUAGUGCCAUCGAUAGCUCUCCACCUCUAGUAACAAGUUUGUGCUCUACCACAUUGAAAACAAGUGCAAUAUUAAUUAAGUAAUGACCGGUUGAGUGCAUGUCCAUACAUACAUAUGUACAUGCAUAUAUAGAGUACACACAGAUGCUGGGAAAAGCCAUCCGGACAAAUGACAAACGAUGUUAUAACAGAAAAUAGCAAAAUAAACAGCAAAAUCGCGCACAUCUCCGGGUUUUACUGUACUUGAAAUAUGGACUGCGCAGCGCAACAGCCGCAGUCGCAGCCACAACAACAAGAAGAAGCACCAGCAGAGGCAGAACAGCACACACAUGGACGACGACGGCUGCGACAACAACUCACACAGAUACAGCCGUCGCAGGCGCAUCCACACAUGUGGAUUCUGUUGAGCAUUUUGACAAUAUUUUGGCCGCAGUAUUCGAGUGGAGCCGAUCUGGUGAUCAAUGUCCCCAAUGCGAGCAGCAAUGACAAUGCCUUCUACAGGAUCGACUACAGUCCGCCGUUUGGCUAUCCGGAACCGAACACCACGAUACCGGCCAGCGAGAUUGGCAAGGACAUCAAGUUCUCCCGCGCCCUGCCCGGCACCGAGUACAACUUCUGGCUGUACUACACAAACUCCACGCACCAGGAGCUGCUCACCUGGACGGUGAACAUCACAACAGCUCCCGAUCCGCCAGCGAGUCUGAGCGUACAGUUGCGCUCCAGCAAGAGCGCAUUCAUCACAUGGAAGCCCCCAAGGACGGGCAAUUAUUCGGGCUUUCGGAUCAAGGUGCUGGGUCUCACCGAUCUGCCCUUCAAUCGGAGCUAUGCGCUGGACGACAGAGAGACGCUCCAGUUGUCGGUCAAGGAGCUGACACCGGGCGGCAGCUACCAAGUGCAGGCCUAUACCAUCUACCAGGGCAAAGAGUCGGUGGCCUACACGAGUCGCAACUUCACCACAAAGCCGAAUACGCCGGGGAAGUUCAUUGUGUGGUUCCGGAACGAGACGACGCUCCUGGUGCUGUGGCAGCCGCCGUUUCCGGCCGGCAUCUACACUCACUACAAGGUCUCGAUCACGCCGGACGAUGCCAUCGAGAGUGUGCUCUAUGUGGAGCGCGAGGGCGAGCCGCCGGGUCCGGCGCAGGCGGCAUUCAAGGGCCUCGUCCCAGGGCGGGAAUAUAAUAUAUCCGUGCAGACGGUGUCCGAGGAUGAGACCUCGUCUGUGCCGACCACAGCACGCUACCUCACGGUGCCGGAGCGCGUACUGAAUGUGACCUUUGACGAGGCCCACACCACGUCCAGCUCGUUCCGGGUGCGAUGGGAACCGCCGCGCACCUACAGCGAAUUCGAUGGCUACCAGGUGAUGUUGUCGACAUCGCGGCGAAUCUUCAAUGUGCCUCGCACGGACGCCGCCAGCGUCACCUUCGACUACCCCGAUAUCCUGGAGCCGGGACGCACCUACGAUGUGGUGGUGAAGACCAUUGCCGACAAUGUCAACUCGUGGCCGGCCACUGCGGUGGUGACGCUGCGUCCACGACCCGUACGCUUCUUGGGCGGUUUCCUGGACGAUCGCAGCAAUGCGCUGCACGUCUCUUGGGAGCCGGCGGAGACGGGCAAACAGGACGGGUAUCGCAUCAGAUACCAUGAGCAAACGAACGACAGUGAGGUGGCUGUGGCAUCGCUCCAUUCCGCUCCAUCAGCUCUGGACACGGUGAUAGACACCGCGCUCACAGAGUACACGCUGGACUCUCUGCAGGCGGGUAGGCGCUAUCUGGUCGGGGUGCAGGCCCUCUCGAAUGGCGUCGCCUCGAAUGUCACGUACAUCACACGCUACACUCGGCCGGCAGCGCCCAUCAUCCAGGAGCUGCGCAGCAUACCCUUGGGCCUGAAUAUCAGCUGGAAGAGCGAUGUGAAUUCACAGCAGGAUCGCUACGAGGUGCACUACCAGCGGAAUGGCACGCGCGAGGAGCGCACCAUAGCCACCAAUGAGACGGGGCUGACGAUCAACUAUCUGCACGCGGGCUCCGGCUAUGAGAUCAAGGUGUAUGCCAUCAGUCAUGGCAUACGCAGUGAACCGCACUCCUACUUCCAAGCUGUCUUUCCCAAACCGCCGCUUAAUCUCACACUUCAGACGGUGCACACAAAUCUGGUGGUGCUCCAUUGGCAGCCGCCGGAGGGCAGCGAUUUCAGCGAGUAUGUGGUGCGCUAUCGCACGGCUGCAUCGCCAUGGCAGCGGCUGGCCAAUGUCCAUGAGAGUCAUGCCCGCAUCGAGGACAUGCACUACGGGGAGCGGUAUCUCAUCCAAGUGAACACCAUCAGCUUUGGCGUGGAGAGUCCCAGUCCAUUGGAGCUGAACGUCACCAUGCCGCCCCAUCCAGUGUCGAAUGUGGUGCCGCUGGUCGACUCGCGCAAUCUCACCCUCGAAUGGCCCCGUCCCGAUGGACACAUCGACUACUAUACCCUCAAGUGGUGGCCCACCGAUGAGGGGGAUCACGUCGAAUACAAGAAUGUCACACAGCUGGAGGAUUUGACAUCGCCCAGCGUGCGGAUACCCAUUGAGGAUUUGUCGCCCGGCAGACAGUACAAAUUCGAGGUGCAGGCCAGCUCCAAUGGCAUACGAUCGGGUGUCACGCACCUCUCUACGCGCACCAUGCCUCUGAUCCAGUCGGAUGUGUUCAUUUCGAAUGCCCGAGCAGGCGGGACGGAGCAGGCCGAAAGCGAUGGCAACGGCAAUGGCAAUGGCGAGGAGGAGACCAUCACAUUGAGCUACACCCCGACACCGGCGUCGAGCACACGUUUCGACAUCUAUCGCUUCUCGAUGGGCGAUCCCCAGAUCAAGGACAAGGAGAAGAUGGCCAACGAUACGGAGCGCAAGCUGACAUUCUCGGGUCUAUCGCCGGGUCGUCUGUACAAUGUGACCGUGUGGACGGUGAGCGGUGGCGUGGCCAGCCUGCCCAUCCAGCGGCUGUACAGGCUCCAUCCGUUGCCGAUCAGCGGCCUGGAGGCCACACAGGUGGCGGCCCGUGAGAUCAGCCUGCGCUGGACGGCGCCCGCGGGGGAGUUCACCGACUUUGAGCUGCAGUAUCUCAGCGCCGACGAGGAGGCACCGCAGCUGCUGCAGAAUGUCACGAGGCUGACACAGAUAACGCUCCAUGGACUACGACCGUACCACAACUAUACCUUUACGGUGGUUGUGCGCUCCGGGAGCAGCGGCACCAGCAGCAGCAGCACGGGCCGAGAGGAUGGUCAGUCGCCGCCCACCCUGAUGCGCAGCAGUGCCCCGAUCUCGGCCAGCUAUCAGACACUGGCCGCGCCACCCGGCCGCGUCGACUACUUCCAGCCCAGCGAUGUGCAGCCCGCGGAGGUGAGUUUCGUGUGGCUGCUGGAGCCACGUGAACAGCACGGGCCCAUCGAUUAUUUCCGCAUCAGUUGCCAGAAUAUCGACGAUGCGGCGGAUAUUGUGGCCAGCCAGGAGUUCCCGGCAAACGCCACCCAUGGGCGGAUCGAUAGCCUGGUGCCCGGCAACAAGUACAUCUUUCGCAUUCAAGCGAAAUCCGCCUUGGGCUUCGGCGCCGAGCGAGAGCAUGUCCAGCUGAUGCCCAUUCUGGCGCCCCCCGUUCCCGAGCCGAGUGUUACGCCCCUGGAGGUGGGGCGGACGAGCAGCACCAUUGAGAUCAGCUACCGGCAGAGCUACUUCUCCAAUGCCCAUGGGCUGGUGCGCUUCUACACGAUCAUUGUGGCGGAGGAUGUGGGCAAGAAUGCCUCUGGCUUGGAGAUGCCCAGCUGGCAGGACGUGCAGUCGUAUACAGUGUGGUUGCCCUAUCAGGCCAUCGAGCCUUACAAUCCCUUUGCCGCCGCCUCUGGGGUGGCCUCGGCGGACGCGCGUGUCGUCAGGAGCAGCAUGAGCUCCAUGGGUGGCUCCCUCUUGGAGCACUUUACGAUCGGAUCGGCCAACUGCGAUAAACAUAGGACGGGAUAUUGCAAUGGGCCGCUGCGAGCGGGCACCACGUACCGGAUCAAGGUGCGUGCCUUCACCGACGACGACAAGUUCACGGACACCGCAUACAGUGUGCCCAUCACAACGGAGCGCAACGACACCCUCAUUGUGGUGGUCACGAUGCUGUCGCUGGCUCUGAUUGCCGCCAUUCUGCUGGUGGCGUACUGCCAGCGGCGCUGUCAUCUUAUUCGUCGCGCCUCCAAGCUGUCGCGGAUGCAGGACGAGCUAGCCGCCUUGCCCGAGGGCUAUGUGACGCCCAAUCGGCCCAUUCAUGUGAAGGACUUUGGGGAGCACUACCGACUGAUGUCCGCCGACUCGGACUUUCGCUUCAGUGAGGAGUUUGAGGAGCUGAAGCAUGUGGGACGCGAUCAGGCCUGCAGUUUCGCCAAUCUGCCGUGCAACCGGCCAAAGAAUCGUUUCACCAACAUCCUGCCCUACGACCAUUCGCGCUUCAAGCUGCAGCCGGUGGACGAUGACGAUGGCUCGGACUACAUCAACGCCAACUACAUGCCCGGCCAUAACUCGCCGCGUGAGUUCAUCGUCACCCAGGGACCGCUGCAUUCGACGCGCGAGGAGUUCUGGCGCAUGUGCUGGGAGAGCAACUCGCGGGCCAUUGUCAUGCUGACGCGCUGCUUCGAGAAGGGGCGCGAGAAGUGCGACCAGUACUGGCCUGUCGAUCGUGUGGCCAUGUUCUAUGGCGACAUUAAGGUCCAACUGAUCGUCGAUACGCAUUUCCGGGACUGGAGCAUCUCCGAGUUCAUGGUCUCCAGGAACUGCGAAUCGCGGAUCAUGAGGCACUUCCACUUCACCACUUGGCCGGACUUUGGGGUGCCGGAGCCGCCGCAGUCGCUGGUGCGUUUCGUGCGCGCCUUUCGCGACGCCAUCGGCACCGAUAUGCGUCCCAUUAUUGUCCACUGCAGCGCAGGCGUCGGAAGAUCGGGCACUUUCAUUGCCCUCGAUCGGAUACUGCAGCACAUUCACAAGUCCGACUAUGUGGAUAUUUUUGGCAUUGUGUUUGCCAUGCGCAAGGAGCGCGUUUUUAUGGUGCAGACGGAGCAGCAGUAUGUGUGCAUCCAUGUGUGCCUGCUGGCGGUGCUCGAGGGGAAGGAGCAUCUGCUGGCCGAUUCUUUGGAGCUGCAUGCCAAUGACGGCUACGAGGUGACUAAAAUUUACUUAGAGCGCCCGAAUCAGCAACUGCAGCAGCAGCAGCAGCAACAGCAAAUGAAACCCAAAAUGGGAACCCUCGGAGCAGCCAUGGGAGCCAAGACCUUGAGGGCAUCACUGGCACUGGCCGAGGAGUUGGACCAGGAGCUGAUGGGAAAGCAGGAGGAGGAGCACGCGAUGACAGGUGUAGCCCUAUCGGACAUAAUCAUUAAACCGAAUGAAGAAGCUGAUCCGGAGGAAGCUGAGGAAGACGACGAGGAGGACGAUGAUGACGAUGAUGAUGAUCAGCAGCCAUUGAACAAUGAGACGACAGCCACAUUGUCGACAGCCAGCAGUAGCAGUAUUAGUGAGGAUCAGGUGGAUCAUCAGGAACAGCAGCAGCAACAGCACAAACAGCGUGACCAGGGAAGGAUUUGCCCCAAGUCCGAUGCAGAGACCGACGAAGAUGAUGACGACGAUGACGAUGACGAAGACGGGGACAAGGAAGAUGGAGUUGGGGCCAAGCGUCGCGAGGCUGAUGAGGAUGGAUGGUGGUAGUGAUAAGAGAAAGGUCCGCUUUUAGAUGACGAAGGAAUCGCCGAGACGGGCAUCUAACGAAUGGGAAUCAAUGGAUGGGAUACACACACACACACACACACAUCGAUAUAUUAUAUACACUAGUAGUAGUAGCUAUUAGAUAUUAGGUAUUAGCAUUUUUUUUUACAUAUCUACUUGUACGUAAAAUCUGCCUGUGAUGUGCUGGAUGUGAUUUGUCUACAGCGGCAUACGGAGUUGCUGGAGGAGAAGUCAGAGAUGUCUGUCUGCCAUCGUGCUCGCCGCUCAAUGACGCCAAAACUAGAUAAAAACCACAAGAGCGUAACCUUAAGCUUCAGGUGUAACUAUUAUCCCCUAUCCCCUAUAGUCCCCCCCGUCCCCCCGUCCCGUAGUUUGUCCUCUGUUCCCCAGAAUUGUGUAUAGAUUUGUAAAUUAGCUCUGUCCUCCCUUCUGAUCCGCAUUGAUUUUUGUUGUGCGACUACUAUUCUUAUUUGUAUUAUUUGUAUUAUCCCCAAGCCCCCGAACCAUGAUCAAUUGUGUUUAAUGUUUAUUAUUAUUAUGCAGCUUAGAUACGUUUUAUCGUUAGACUUUAGUCAGCAUUUAGUCAGAAAAAUGUUUAGCUCUAGCAAAAGUUUCCGGUCUGGUUUUGUACUGGCCAAAUGGUGGGUAUCCAUAUUCCCUAUAUGGGAUCGCUCAGAUCUGUUUUGGCCAGCAGAAAGCAGGCAGCAGGAACAGCAAUAGCUAGCUUUUUAGCAUUUAUUUUAACUUUACAUUUAUUUAAUUAUUGUAUUGUAUUUUUUUUGUCGAAUGUGCAAACGCACCUCCCCACCCCCCCCACACAGAAAAUCAAUAAAUUUAUAUAUUGAGAACAUGAA
Messenger RNA from Drosophila miranda, 6812 nucleotides. It is a transcript of the gene Ptp4E, whose product is annotated as tyrosine-protein phosphatase 10D. The record is from RefSeq and is a predicted model, not a curated record. The coding region runs from base 496 to 5940 and encodes 1814 amino acids. Lineage: Eukaryota; Metazoa; Arthropoda; Insecta; Diptera; Drosophilidae. The transcript is spliced from 12 exons. Gene Ontology annotation, molecular function: protein tyrosine phosphatase activity; protein binding. Gene Ontology annotation, biological process: protein dephosphorylation.